This is a messenger RNA of Danaus chrysippus (African queen), 342 nucleotides long. Lineage: Eukaryota; Metazoa; Arthropoda; Insecta; Lepidoptera; Nymphalidae. The record is from the annotation of a GenBank genome assembly.
AUGGGUUUUGAAAUCGAGAUCAGGUUAGAUGACGAAGACGAUUCUUUGACUAGAAGACAAGGAGGAAUUUGUCAGAACGACCAUGGAGUUCCUCUUGUGACGUGGAUCAAUGAAGAGGAGACAGUUCUGGGAGUGGGCUCUGUGUUCAGAGUUGAUAAGGAUACGAAAUGCAUAGGACCUUUCCUUUACACGAGUACAGCCCGAAACAAAGUCUUUAUAGAGUGUCUUCUAGAGGAAACUAAUCAGAGACGGAGUAUUGAUAUUUGUAAUCAAGAAGCUAGCAAACUCGGUUUUGAAAUUGUAAGGAGAUAUGUUAUAUGGAACGAAGAUGAUACCGCGUAA